Messenger RNA from Saprolegnia parasitica CBS 223.65, 2138 nucleotides. RefSeq lists its product as hypothetical. NCBI's taxonomy places the organism in Eukaryota, Oomycota, Saprolegniomycetes, Saprolegniales, Saprolegniaceae. The transcript is spliced from 10 exons. Bases 51 to 2084 code for a protein of 677 amino acids. The record is from RefSeq and is a predicted model, not a curated record.
GCGCGAUCUAUCGAAGUGGCAGUUGUGUGGCAGCCGCACCGGAGCCGAGCAUGGACAUCCAGCACGAUGGCCAUGGCGACGAGAGCGACCCGAUGGAGAUCAUGGUCGUCGCGCUCAGCAUGGAUGCGACCGAGAUGUACACGCGCUACCGGCUGCAGGAGACGCUGGCCUUGAUGGGCUGCCGGACCAAGGACGCGGUCGACGUGACGGCCAGCAUCUUUGAGGCGUACCACGCCUUUGGCGUCGGCGCCACGAGCCACUGGCCGUUCGAGAGCCUUCAGCACGAGGUCUACGCGCAGCUCGCCAAGCUCGACUACACCAAGACGUCGCAGCUCCUCGACUUUGACAUUGCCAAGGAGAUUACGCAGCGAAACAAGUCGUUUGUCGUGCUCCUCGGUGGCACCUCGGGCACUGGCAAGUCGACGCUCGCGUCGCUGCUCGCGUCGCGCCUGCGCCUCACCACGGUCUUGCCGACCGACUCGGUCCGGCACAUCUCGCGGGCCUUCUUGACGAAAGAGUCGCACCCGUGCGCGUUCAUGUCGACGUACCAGGCCGGCGAAGCGCUCACGCCCGACCAAGUCGACGAGCUCAAAAAGAUUGCAGCGGGCGACGUCAACACCAUCAUGUCGGAGAACCGCCUCCAGAAGCGCAAGGUGCUCAAAGGCUACAAGCUCCAGGCCGACGCCGUCCUCGAGAAGCUCGACCUUGUCCUAACGAUGUUUGAGAAGCGCAAGCAAAGCCUUGUUGUCGAAGGCGUGCACCUCAACACGGAGCAAAUGGUCGAGCUUGUCCGGCGGCAUCCCAACUGCGUGCCAUUUGUGAUCUACAUCUCCAACGAGAUGAAGCACCGCGAGCGCUUUGCGGUGCGGGCACGACACAUGACGAUCGAUCCGCAAGAGAACAAGUACAUCAAGUACUUUGACAACAUUCGCAUCAUCCAGCGCCACCUCUGCAAGAACGCGGAUACGUACUUGAUCCCGAAGAUUGACAACACCAACGUGGAUCGGUCGUUGGUGACGAUCCAGUCGACGCUGGUCCGCGUCUUGCGCAAGAUGCUGCGCGGCGACAGCAUGGUCGAUGAGAAGACCGGCAAGUUUGUCUUGCUUUCGCGGGAGCACGAGAGCGCCAUCAAGAAGGCGUGGUCGAGCAAGGGCGUCCGGAAGGCGAUGCGGCCGCUCACCAACCAAAAGGUCUCGAAGCGGCUCUUGCUGCGCCGUCUCUUGGCCGAGCAGCAGUCGAACCACCACGUCGGGCCCGACAGCUCGUCGAGCGACGAAGAGAGCGGGGACCACCGCCCCAGCCGCCAUGACGACGACGACGAGGAGCAAACGACCGUGGUCGGCAGUCUCUUGAGCUUUCGCGACAGCGCCAAAGUCCGCUCCGACGGCGACGACGAUGACAAGACGUUGUCGACUACGAUCCAGCAAAUGGCGCUCUGGCGCGCGAGCCAGCCCAAGCCGCUCGCGUUGAACGACACGGCCGUCGGCGACGACGGCGUCGACCCGGAAAUGACGUUUGAAAACUUCCACUUGGCCGACAUGAAGCAGCGCUGGCGCCACAAGGAGCGCACGCGGUCGUGGUUUGGGUCGCCGUCGCAAGCCAUCGAGAAGCAACGCUCGUUGACGCUCGACAAGGGCCCACUGAGUGCGAUUCACUCGGGCACUCGACGCCCCGCGACCAAGGUCCGUCCGUCCUCGGCGAGCCCGAAGAAGCGCGACUCGCUCCGGCACAAGGCCGUGCGCCUCGGCGAGAAAGGGCCGCGGCCCAUGUCGGCGCGCCGCCUCUCGUCGUCUCAAGAUUUGGAUUUGGAUUUCGACUCGGUCUCGGUCUCGGAUCUGGACCGGCAAGAUUGCAUCUCCGAGUCGUCGUCGCACGCCGAGAACUGCACGUCGCCGCUUGCGUCGCCGACCCGCAGCAUUGGCGAAAUGGACUACGCCGUGAGCUCGGGCAGCGACGACGACGACGACGACGACGACAACGACGGCAACGGGGUCGUCGGCUUUGCGCUGCCGCCCGUCCCGGCGUUUGCACCGGUGCCGCCAUCUCCGAGCUGCCCACCUUCUGCGAUUCGCCCGGCGCCGUAGACGGCUUCAAUGACGCGUCGUCGUCGUGACAAGCGCACGAAUACACUUGCAUGC